UGUGUUCGGUUUGUAUGUGUUUACGGUGAGCAAGGAUUUCACAAUAGCAUGAAAAGGAUGGAUCUUGAACCAGCAGCGAAGGAGUACCAGGAUGCGAUAUCGAAAGUUAAAUUGGUGGAACGCAAUCCGGCCCCGAAUGGCACUGAGAUUGUAAGCAUGUACCGGACGGGUGUGCGGGAAGCGAACGACAUAGUGACCCUUGCCAAAGAGAUACAGUCCGCCGACGUCGCGGUAACGAAUAAUGCAUGCGCGAAGCUUGUUAUGAUCGCGGAACAGAUUCGCUUUCUGCAGCAGCAAGCGAAGAAAAUUCUGGAAGAAACACAAUCCGCACAGGAGUUGCACCACGCGGCCUGUAAUUUUCGCAAAAUUCCUGGUCACAUCUAUCACCUGUACAAGCGACCGUCGGGCCAAACAUACUUCAGUAUGCUGUCCCCGAAUGAAUGGGGACCGAAGGGAUGCGAACACGAGUACCUGGGUAGCUUUAAGCUAGAGCACGAUCAAACGUGGACACCGGUGGAAAAGAUCGAACAGGUGCAGGAGAACAUACGGUGGGCACAUCGUGUGCUGGAGGCCGGGUUGAACUCGCAAAGGAACGGUUUCCUGUCGAUCGAUGAUGUGGCGGCAGCUGACAAGCAGGUGGAGUCUUAGAAUCUAAAUUU
Messenger RNA from Anopheles maculipalpis, 659 nucleotides. RefSeq lists its product as uncharacterized. The record is from RefSeq and is a predicted model, not a curated record. Bases 49 to 648 code for a protein of 199 amino acids. The transcript has 2 exons. NCBI's taxonomy places the organism in Eukaryota, Metazoa, Arthropoda, Insecta, Diptera, Culicidae.